AUGGACGACCAAGAAACAGCAGCAGCAGCAACAGGAGCAGCAGCAGCAGCAGCAGCAACACAAGAUAACGAGCAGGGAGGCUGUGCAUUCACACAGGCGAAAGAACAGUCAACAGCAGAAGCAGCAGAAGCAGCAGCAGCAGCAGCAGCAACUGCAGCAGCAGCACCAACAUCAACAACUGCAGAAGCAACACAUGCUGCUGUUGCUGCUGCUGAUGUUGAAUUAUUAGAAGGCGAAUUAGCUGCUGCCGCUGCAGCGCCAACCCAAGCAGCAACUGCAGCAACUGCAGCAGCAGCAGCAGCAGCAGCAACUGCAGCAGCAGCAGCAAAUGCUGCUCCACCUGGCAGCACAUCUGCUGUGUCUUUAAAGCAGCAAAAUGCUGCAGCAGCAAAAAGCAGCAAAACUGCUGCUGCUCGAUCCCGUAUGAAGGGAACCCCUACAGCAGCAGCAGCAGCAGCAGCAGCAGCAGCAGCAGGACAAACAGCAGCAGAUGCAGCAACAGCAGCAGCAGCAGCUCCUCGUACACAAAGGAGACGAAGGCAGCAAAAAGAAGAGUUAAUUUAUUCAGCAGCAGCAGCAAAUAAUAAAUUGCCUUUGUGUCUUGAUGGUGCUGCUGUGCUGCACUUCCUAAGGAAAUGCAUACCUCCUGCUGCUGCAGCAAACCACCAGCAGCAGCAGCAGCAACAGCAGCAGCAGCAACAGCAGCACGACCAGCAGCAAGACCAGCAGCAGCAACAGCAGCAGCAGCAGCAGCAGCAAGAGCAUGAUGAGGUUCUUACGGAUGUCCAUCUAUCGCUUGCUGCUUGGCAAUUAGCACAUAAAGCCAUUCACUAUAGGAGCAGCAACAGCAACAGCAGCAGCAGCAACAGCAGCAGCAGCAACAGCAGCAGUAGCAACAGCAGCAGCAACAGCAAUGCUACCUCUACACAGGGGUUGGGGAGCGAAGGAUCCCGCUGUCUGUUGGCUGUCGGUGUCUGCACAGAUGUGGCGGCACGUGCUGCUGUUGCUGCUGCUGUUUAUUUGCAGCAGCAGCAACAACAACAGCAGCAGCAGCAACAGCAGCAGCAUCGUGUAACUGCUGCAGCAAAGCUUGCUGCACCUGCAGCAUCAAAUGACGUAGAAAACGUAUCUAAGGACAGCUCCAGCGGCACGGCAGCAGCAGCAGCAACAGCAGCACCAGCAGCAACAGCAGCAACAGCAGCAGCAGCAGCAGCAAGCAGAAUAUUUCCUCCUGUCUGGGUAGUAUGCGAGGAUGAUGUGCAGGCAGCAUUUGCUGCUGCUGCACUGCAGCGGUUCCUCGAUGCAUGCAGCACCAGUCAGCGGCAGCGCCAGAAGCAGCCGCAGCAGCAGCAACAACAACAACAGGAACAGCAGCAGCAGCAACAGCAGCAGCAGCAGCAGCAGCAGCAGCAGCAGCAGCAGCAUAGAUCAGGAGUAUCUGUAUGUUGUAUACUUAAAUAUAAUUCUUCUAUUAAAGAAAGAAAACAAUUUGCAGCAAAAAUGAAUAAAAAAGCAGCAGCAGUCUUCUCUGCUGCAGCAUUUGCUGCUGUUGCUGCUGCAGCAAAGCACGAGCAGCAGCAGCAACAGCAGCAACAGCAACAGCAGCAGCAGCAGCAGCAGCAGCAGUCGGAUGCAGAUGAUACUGUACAGAUUGCUGCAGUAUCUCCACAAGGCGAGGACCACUCAGAUGCAACAGGACAGAGCAACCAGCAGCAGCAGCAGCAGCAGCAGCAGCAGCAAAAGCAGCAGCAGCAGCAACAGCAGCAGCAGCAGCAGCUGUCAAUGGUGAGAGAGUGCGGCUUGCUGCUGCUGCUUGAGGCUCCAAAACUGCUGCAAGACAAGGCAGUUGCUGCAGCAGUUUCUCUUUUCCACAGCAGUAACAGCAGCAGCAACAGCAGCAACAGCAGCAGCAGCAGCAGCAGCAGAAAGCAGCGGUGUGUUUUGUGCUGCAGCAGCUUCUUGCCUCCAUCGUAUGACGAGCUGCAGCAAUGGCAGCACUUAACUGCAGCAGCAGAAGUGCUGUUUCCUGCUGCACCAGAGCAGACACAGCUGGCAGCAGCAGCAGCAGCAGCAGAAGCAACAGCAGCAGAUGGUUCUGCUGCUGCUGUAGCUUCUGCUGCUGAUGAUGGUGACGACGAGUUGCUGCAGCUCCGCUUCAGCAGCAAGAAAGCUCGCCAGCUUUUGCUGCUGCUGCUGCAGCAGCAACUCCUACGGUGUAUCCGUCGUGUCUCUGUAGAAGACUCACAGCAACUGCAGCAGCUUGAGUAUCGGCAGCAGCAGCAGCAGCAGCAGCAACAGCAGCAGCAGCAACAGCAGCAGCAACAGCAGAAUGAUACUGACGUGGCUGCAGUAGCUACAAGCGCAGCAGCACGCGACAAAAAUCCUCCUCCCUUUGCGGCGACAACAGCAGCAGCAGCAGCAGCAGCAGCAGCAAGUGCUGGUGCAGCAAAGAAGCAGCAGCUGAAGCCAGAGGAAGAUAUGGUUCUUAUCAGCAGCAGCAGCAGCAGCAGCAGCAGCAGCGAGGACGAAGGCCAUUCCUUAAGAAUUGAGAGUCCUUAUAAGAUUUCUCCUCCUAAGCUUACUGGUCGUCUUAGACGCUGCAGCAGCAGCAGCAGCAAGGGCAGCAGCAGCAGCAGCAGCAACAGCAGCAGCAGCAGCACCAAUGACCGAACUGAAGGCAGCAGUAGCAGAUCUAUUCUGUCACAUGCAACACGAACCCAUCCUGCAACAACAGCAGCAACACCAACAACAGCAGCAACAACAGCAGCAACAACAGCAGCAACAGCAGCAACAACAGCAGCAACAGCAGCAGCAGCAACAGCAGCAGCAGCAGCAGGAGUCUUUAACCCUUCCUUACAACGAUAUCGUCUUCUAUUGGAGGCAUUUAGUGCUGCACUACUUGCAUGCACUGCUGCACUUAGACAGCGAGGUUUGCUGCUGUCCAAGCCCAAGCAGCAGCAGCAGCCGCUGCUGCUGCUGCAGCACCGGCAGCAGCAGCAGCAGCAGCAGCAGCAGCAGAUUGUUCGGUGUCUUGGUGUACCCGAGGCAGCUAUAUGCAAGGAUGAUAUCCAUGCAGCACGGUUGGCGGUCCAUCAGGCAGAGAGGCAGCAGCAGCAGCAGCAGCAGCAGCAGCGGCUGCGUCGGCAGCAGCAGCACAAGCAUCAUCAGCAGCUCAGCAGCAAGCAGACCCAUUUAGGUAGAGGGCCAUCGCUGCUGCAGUGCAGCAGCAACAGCAGCAGCAGCAGCAGCAGCAGCAGCAGCAGCGCGCCGCAGCAGCUAGUUAUUGAAUGCCAUGUUGCUAUGCUGCUAAUGGAGAUGAGGGCACAGCUUGCUGCUGCGGGGCCCCUGGGGGCCCUUGAGUACCUAGAGGCGCAUGCAAGCAGCAGCAACAGCAACAGCAACAGCAACAGCAGCAACAGCAGCAGCAGUACAGCAGCAGCAACAGCAGCAGCAGCAGCAACAGCAGACUCGUGUCUGUGA
Messenger RNA from Eimeria maxima, 3480 nucleotides. RefSeq lists its product as hypothetical. Bases 1 to 3480 code for a protein of 1159 amino acids. Gene Ontology annotation, cellular component: nucleus. The record is from RefSeq and is a predicted model, not a curated record. Lineage: Eukaryota; Apicomplexa; Conoidasida; Eucoccidiorida; Eimeriidae. The transcript has 2 exons. Gene Ontology annotation, molecular function: RNA binding. Gene Ontology annotation, biological process: box C/D snoRNP assembly.